AUGCGGAUUGCUCAGUUCCGGGUCGUCGUAUGGCUACAGAAAGCACUAUUCAUGGGCAGCGGUGAGGUCCUGCGAGUCGGCAACGACCUCAACCCUUUACCAUACCUCUCUCCCUCUAAACUUGAGACCACAGCGAAACAGAGAAAGCACGCCUUGAACGAUGAGGGAGCCCCUGGAAUCCGUAUGGAAAGAAGUUGGCUUCGUAUUCUCCGUCACGGUCUCACGCCUGCUGAACGAGUACUUCCUUCAUCAACUACCCGGCCUGCGAGCGCCUUCUCGGGCCUGGUACGCCUGCCUGGCAUAGUAGGCUGCUUUCUCGCCAUCUCCGGUGGCUUCUUCCUUCACAUACUAUCGCCACGAAUACUCAUGCUCAUAACGGGCGUUGCGAUCAUUAUUGAAUCUCUGCUUUUCCCUCUCUCUCCAAGACAUGCAUCGUACUGGGCUUGCAUAUUCACGUCCACGGUCGCAGUCCACUUCAUCUUCAACGUCGCCGACAUCUACUUCUCGACAUCAUUGCAUUCCCGACAGCAGGGCCUGGCCGUAAUGUGCUCAUGCAGCUUGGCAUCGCGCUCUUGUCGCACAUCAGGGUCAAAAGCAAAGCUACCAGAACGUUUUCUGGCUCAACGCACCAAAAUUGUGAUCCAAAAAGGAGCUUCAAUCCAGCAAAAAGCGUGGCGUGGAUAUGGAUCAACAGGUCCCGCUGCGAAUCGAACGCAGGUCUUCGGAUCUCAGGGAGACACCCUGAAGACAAUCGCAAUGGUUCAGUUUCCAGAUGUGCUUGCCACUGCACCACGGGACCAGAUUUCAAAAGAAAAUACUAUUGAUGUAUGCUUGUCGCUUUUCAAAGUCUGCCUUGAUCAUACAUCAUGGGGCUUUAGCUGGAUAUCGAUGCAUUGGUUUAUGCUCGAUCCUGGUUUGAAAGCAUACGCCCAGACUCCAGAACCACCCCAGAAAUGCAUAGAUCCUCCUCUUUGGCUACGCAGCUGUGACUCCAGAAGACAAAGUACGAUCAUCGGACUCUCAUCAUAUGGCUUCCCGAAUGCGCGCUGCGAGGCUGUGCGAUCUCGAGAGCCCUACUCAUAA
Messenger RNA from Pseudocercospora fijiensis CIRAD86, 1083 nucleotides. RefSeq lists its product as uncharacterized. The coding region runs from base 1 to 1083 and encodes 360 amino acids. The record is from RefSeq and is a predicted model, not a curated record. The transcript is spliced from 11 exons. NCBI's taxonomy places the organism in Eukaryota, Fungi, Ascomycota, Dothideomycetes, Mycosphaerellales, Mycosphaerellaceae.